Messenger RNA from Cricetulus griseus (Chinese hamster), 1084 nucleotides. The record is from RefSeq and is a predicted model, not a curated record. Lineage: Eukaryota; Metazoa; Chordata; Mammalia; Rodentia; Cricetidae.
AUUGCUCUUCUCCACCCUAUCUCCUCUCUCCUUCUCUUCCACUCCCUCCUCCUUGGCCUUCUCCUUCCGGGGUUCUGGCGUUCAGUCAACCCCAGUUAUAACGGAGGCGAGCCCAAGCGCUCUCGAACAGCCUAUACCCGGCAGCAGGUCUUGGAGCUGGAGAAGGAAUUCCACUUUAACCGCUACCUGACCCGGCGGCGCCGCAUCGAGAUCGCUCACACGCUCUGCUUGUCUGAGCGCCAGGUCAAGAUCUGGUUUCAGAACCGGCGCAUGAAGUGGAAGAAAGAUCACAAACUUCCCAACACCAGAUGCGAUCUUCCAACCCUGCAUCGGCCCCUGCCGGCCCGCCUGGAAAAGCACAAGCCCACAGCCCCCACCCCCAUCCCCACCCUCUCCCUGACGCCUCCACACCCAUUCCCUCCUCCAUGUAGUCAUCUGAGGACCUAAAUCAGUUCCUGUCACUUACCUGCCCUUCUCUCCUGCUCCUAUCCUCAUCCACUCCUCCCCAAGAAAACCAUGACAGACACCAAAACAAAAUUCAACUUGGUGGAAACCAUAACCAAAAAGAAGAUAUUAUCCCUGGUAAGUGUCUGUGUAAUCCCCAAGAGGACAGAUGUCCUGGACACUGCCUAGUGGAACAACCUGCUGACCUGGACAACCUUGCCAGGGGUGGAAACCUGUGAGGAAGCGCUUAUCAUGGAAUGGCUUUGAGUCAGCAGGACAGCACAUGCUGACUGGGGACAUGCACUUGUAUCGUUGUGACAAGCAGAAGAAGCAGGCCCUUUCCCAGCUUCCAGUACCUUCCUCUUCUACAUUAAGGCAGCUCACAUGAGCUUUACUGAGUAGACAUUGUGGACCUCACCAGAUUAUUUAAUUCUCAAAAUGUGUAGAACUCGAUGGUAGGUGUGGCAUGUAGUUUCCUCUCCUUGCAUUUAUUUAAAAUAUUGUUAUAGAGAUAUGAUUGUCUUAUUCUUGGGCACAAUCUUGGGGGAGAGGGAAAUGCAUUUAGACCCACUUGCAACUGUACAAAGUGAUAUGGCUGUGUAAAAAGGAAUGUGCUAAGAAUAAACAUUUAAAAAAAACA